Sorex araneus (European shrew) is the source of this 2539-nucleotide messenger RNA. It is a transcript of the gene TARS1, whose product is annotated as threonyl-tRNA synthetase 1. Gene Ontology annotation, biological process: threonyl-tRNA aminoacylation. The transcript is spliced from 19 exons. Bases 101 to 2272 code for a protein of 723 amino acids. Gene Ontology annotation, molecular function: threonine-tRNA ligase activity; ATP binding. Gene Ontology annotation, cellular component: cytoplasm. The record is from RefSeq and is a predicted model, not a curated record. NCBI's taxonomy places the organism in Eukaryota, Metazoa, Chordata, Mammalia, Eulipotyphla, Soricidae.
CGGGCCACGUGGCGCAAGCGCAGUGUUCCCGGGGUCCCCCGCUGGCCUCUCCUCUCCAGCCCCUUGCUCUGGGGUUCCGUUUUCCUUUCCGGGUUCGCGGAUGUCUGAGGAGAAGAGCAGCCCCGCUUCAGCGAAGAUGGGAGGCCAGGAGAAGCCGGUUGAUGCCGGUGAAGAGAAGCGAAAGGAAGGAGGCAAGAAGAAGAAUAAAGAAGGAGCAGGGGACGGAGGUCGAACAGAGUUGAAUCCCUGGCCUGAAUAUAUUAACACUCGUCUUGAGAUGUAUAAUAAAUUAAAAGCAGAACAUGAUUCCAUUCUGGCAGAAAAAGCAGAGAAAAACAGCAAGCCGAUUAAAGUGACUCUUCCAGAUGGCAAGCAGGUGGAUGCCGAGUCCUGGAAGACCACCCCCUAUCAGAUUGCCUGCGGAAUCAGUCAAGGCCUGGCGGAUAACACCGUAAUCGCUAAAGUGAAUAAAGUUGUUUGGGACCUAGAUCGGCCUCUGGAGGAAGACUGCACCUUGGAGCUUCUCAAGUUUGAGGACGAGGAAGCUCAAGCAGUGUAUUGGCACUCCAGUGCUCACAUAAUGGGUGAAGCAAUGGAAAGAGUCUACGGUGGAUGUUUGUGUUAUGGGCCCCCGAUAGAAAAUGGAUUCUAUUAUGACAUGUACCUUGAAGAAGGGUGUGUGUCCAGCAAUGAUUUCUCCUCUUUGGAGACUUUGUGUAAGAAAAUCAUUAAAGAGAAGCAAGCCUUCGAAAGACUGGAAGUUAAGAAAGAAACUCUGUUGGAAAUGUUUAAGUAUAACAAAUUCAAAUGCCGGAUAUUGAAUGAAAAAGUGAAUACUCCAACUACCACAGUCUAUAGGUGUGGUCCCUUGAUAGAUCUCUGUCGCGGUCCUCAUGUCAGACACACUGGCAAAAUCAAAACCUUAAAAAUACACAAGAAUUCCUCCACAUACUGGGAAGGCAAAGCGGAUAUGGAGACACUCCAGCGCAUUUAUGGCAUCUCAUUCCCAGACCCGAAACUCCUGAAAGAGUGGGAGAAGUUCCAGGAGGAAGCUAAAAACCGAGAUCAUAGGAAGAUCGGGAGGGACCAAGAACUAUACUUCUUCCAUGAACUCAGCCCUGGAAGUUGCUUUUUCCUGCCUAAGGGAGCCUAUAUUUAUAAUACGCUAAUGGAAUUUAUCAGGAGCGAGUACAGGAAGCGAGGGUUCCAGGAGGUGGUCACACCAAACAUCUACAACAGCCGGCUGUGGAUGACAUCGGGCCACUGGCAGCACUACAGCGACAACAUGUUCUCCUUCGAGGUGGAGAAGGAGCAGUUUGCUCUGAAACCCAUGAACUGCCCCGGACACUGCCUUAUGUUUGAUCACCGGCCACGUUCCUGGCGCGAGUUGCCCCUGCGCUUGGCCGACUUUGGGGUCCUGCACCGGAACGAGCUGUCGGGCGCCCUCACCGGGCUCACCCGGGUGCGCCGGUUCCAGCAGGAUGACGCCCACAUCUUCUGUGCCAUAGAGCAGAUCGAGGAGGAAAUAAAGGGCUGCUUGGAUUUUCUGCGGACGGUGUAUACUGUAUUUGGAUUCUCUUUUAAACUGAACCUGUCUACCCGCCCAGAAAAAUUCCUGGGAGACAUUGAAGUGUGGAAUCGCGCGGAGAAACAACUUGAAAAUAGUCUGAAUGAAUUUGGUGAGAAGUGGGAGUUAAACCCCGGCGAUGGAGCGUUCUAUGGUCCAAAGAUUGACAUACAAAUCAAAGACGCCAUCGGCCGCUACCACCAGUGUGCAACGAUCCAGCUGGAUUUUCAGCUGCCCAUCAGGUUUAAUCUGACCUUCGUCAGUCAUGAUGGUGAUGACAAGAAGAGACCAGUGAUCAUUCAUAGAGCCAUCUUGGGAUCAGUGGAAAGAAUGAUUGCGAUCCUCACUGAAAACUAUGGUGGCAAAUGGCCCUUCUGGCUGUCCCCUCGCCAGAUCAUGGUGGUUCCCGUGGGACCCACGUGUGAUGAAUAUGCCCAGAAGGUCCAGCAACAGUUCCACAAUGCUCAAUUCAUGGUGGAUGUGGAUCUGGACCCAGGCUGUACUUUGAAUAAGAAGAUCCGGAACGCGCAGUUAGCACAGUAUAACUUCAUUCUAGUUGUUGGUGAAAAGGAGAAGGCCAGCGGCACGGUCAACAUCCGCACUCGAGAUAAUAAGGUCCAUGGGGAGCGCACUGUCUCCGACACCAUCGAGAGGCUCUCGCAGCUUAAGCAGGCCCGCAACAAGCAGGCAGAGGAAGAGUUCUAGCAGAGAAAUGCUCCCAGCUUGGCUCAGGAGAUGCAAUCAGGCAGUUUCUGUAACAUUGACUCACUCCUCACUCUGGAGAGAUCCGCUUAGAUCGAACUCGGACUCUUGACUUGGUAUGAAUCAGUGACGACUGGGGAUGGAUGUGUUUUGACCGAGACAAGAUUUAGACAACCUGGCAUUUGAAGGAGAUAAAUUAAAGUGGUGCAUGAACAUGAUUGUCUUCAUUAAAUAUCUGGGCAGUGAAAAUAAAAUGUGAGGAAUGCUUUA